Molecule: messenger RNA, 912 nt
Organism: Mycena indigotica
Lineage: Eukaryota; Fungi; Basidiomycota; Agaricomycetes; Agaricales; Mycenaceae
Product: BHLH domain-containing protein
Exons: 2
Coding region: 1-912 (303 amino acids)
Biological process (GO): positive regulation of transcription by RNA polymerase II
Cellular component (GO): RNA polymerase II transcription regulator complex
Molecular function (GO): protein dimerization activity; DNA-binding transcription factor activity
Source: RefSeq, a predicted model, not a curated record
AUGACCUCCCCAUCUUCUCCAGCCGCCUCCGACCACUCGUCUUCCAACUCGGUGUCGACGGGCCCUCCACAAACACCAGUCAUUCCAGGCCUCCCUCUCGAAACCCCUCUUUCUGCCAAAGCUCAACCUGACAGCAACAAUGCUGGAGGCGUGAAGCGUACCUCCAAGCCCAGCCGUCGCGCCAACACAGCUGAACGUCGGGCAACUCACAAUGCUGUUGAGCGCCAGCGCAGAGAGACCCUUAAUGGCCGUUUCCUCGACCUUGCUGGGAUGCUUCCCAACUUAUCACAAAUUCGGCGUCCCUCAAAGUCCGCUAUUGUCAAUUCGAGCAUUGCCCACAUCAAUGCCUCCCGCCGUCACCGACUCCUUGCCGCCCAGCAACUGCGUCUACUUAAGACCGAAUCUGAUGCGCUCCGUCACGAAGUCAACGAGUGGCGUUUGCGUGCCGGCAUUCCAGGUGUCGAGGAGCCUCGGCGGGCUGAUGGAUUUUCUGUCGUUCUUAGCGGCGAGCUCGAAUUCGAGCCUAGCGACAUGCUUGACGGUAGCGAAGAAGGCGACGAAGAAGAAUUUGGCGCACAGUAUCACCAGCAGUCGCAGCAAGGUUACCCAGACGAGUCAGAUGAAUAUCUUCAUCAACAAAGACUUGCGCAGCAGCAACAAGUUGCGCAACAACCUCUGACAAUCUCGAUUGGGCAACGCACCGAGUCACCCCCUCAUUAUGCGACGUCUUCCCCCAUGAUCGCUAGUCCAACCGCGCCGGUGUUCGAUCCUGCUAUGGCAUAUGACCACCAUGCCCGUCACCUCCACCACCACCAGUUGAUGCUUGCCCAGCAAGAGGAAAACGAAAAGUGGGCCUCAUAUCACCACCAACAACAGCAAUUCGCUCGUCAUCCCCAGACGCAGGCUUGGUGA